UCUCUGAAGGACACUGAUGUAGGAGGGAGGAGCUGGGAGCUCUGGAUCAUCCAGCAGCGCGUGCACGAGAGCAAGAAUGACUCGGGAUAACACAUCAAUCCUAAUGCUUGAAUCCAUCCGCUCGGUUUGCGCUCCUUUUGUCUUUCUCCAACUCUGAACGCGCCCGGCUGAAGGUUCUGGUGUGGUGAAGAAUGCAGAGAGGAGGUGUUUUCUUACGAUGCAGUAAAACCAAAAAAUAGUCUACUGUACCAUAAUCACUGGAAAGAAAAGAGGAUUUUGAUUAGCAAAGAGAAGCAAAGUGACAAUGGGGCGGAAGAAGAUCCAGAUUACCCGCAUAAUGGACGAGAGAAACAGACAGGUGACGUUCACAAAGAGGAAGUUUGGUCUGAUGAAGAAGGCGUAUGAGCUCAGUGUUCUGUGUGACUGUGAAAUAGCCCUGAUUAUCUUUAACCGCUCCAAUAAGCUCUUCCAGUACGCCAGCACAGACAUGGACAAGGUCUUGCUCAAGUACACCGAAUACAACGAGCCUCACGAGAGCAGAACCAACUCAGACAUUGUAGAAGUGCUGAACAAGAAGGAACAAAGAGGUUGUGACAGCCCAGAUCCAGAAGCUUCAUAUGUCCUCACGCCUCAUGCGGAGGAGAAAUAUCAGAAGAUUAAUGAAGAGUUUGACAACAUGAUGAGAAAUCACAAAAUUCCGGCUGCUUUGGGUCAGCAGAGUUACUCGAUACCGCUGACUUUGCCCAUCACAAACCCCACCACCUUGUCCUACAGUACAGACAACUCUCUGGACACCCCAGUAUCCCUCAGCAGGGCGAACAUACUGUCUCUAUCCUCCAACACUCCCCAGAGCAACAACAGCAAUGCUGUCAUGGAUGGGAUGCAAGACGCCACUCUUACAAAUGGUGUGCACUCCAGUUAUGUGGCCAAUGGAUUUGUUGGCAGUUCAGAAGGAAACCAAAUGCGAAGAGUUGUUUCGGCAAAAUCUCAAGCAUCGUCAACAGGGGGCCAUAAACCUGAUCUCAGAGUGCUCAUUCCUCCUGUGUGCAAGCGCACUGUCUCUUCACUGCCGCAAGAGGAAGGAAAGAAACAUUUGCAAAUAGACAACUCUCAGUCCAGCCAAUCACUGACUACGCCUGUGGUAUCCGUGGCAACCCCCAGUCUGCAUCCUCAGGGCCUUGUAUACUCAGCCAUGACCUCAUCAUUCAGUACAGAUUUUGCCUUGAGCAGUACAGAGCCCAGUUCUUCACACAGCUUCAGUUCACCAGAUGCUUUCACAUCAGCCGCAGGGUCUUCAUGGAAACACAGUCAACAUGGUCAGCCAGGCUUCAGUGCUCAGAGAACCACACAACCUCAAGUUCAGGCCUCUGACUCUUCCAGCAACUCCAUCAGCAUCAAAUCAGAGCCCAUCUCCCCUCCAAGAGAGCAUGCUGGCCCCUCGCUGUACCACACCAUCCACCCCAGGCCUCGGCCCAACUCCAGACAAGAAGUGGGCCGCUCUCCUGCUGAGAGCUUCAGCUCUUCUGGUAGUUCAUAUGAGGGCAGUGACCGUGAGGACCAGCGGCUGGACUCUCACACAGUUGCCGCAUCAUCAGGACAAAGCAGUCGAUCAUCACCAGAGACCGAAAACCAGGAAGAUCCCUCAGUCAAACGCAUGCGCACAGAGAGCUGGGUAACUUAGGAUGGCUUUUUUAAAUAACAUUUUAGAUAUGCAGACUGCUGUUGUAGUGCAACAAACACAAAGUGCUGCUUUAGAAGUGUCUCUGAAAGGUAAAAAUACAAGGACAGUUAUUGUGAAUGGGUGUUUUCCGUUGUUUGUAUUGUUUUAGGAUUAACAAAGUUAUGAAGUGUCUGACUCUUUGUUUUUCUCCAUAGAGGGUUAGCUUUGCUGCAUUAUUUGCAGUAUAUUAUUUUUUGCAAGCCAAAUGUGUUAUUUUAUCUUUUGAAUGUUUAUCUGAAUCCUCGUUCAAAGCCAUAUAAAUAUUGAUAGGGAUUUACUAUUUGCUGUCAUUUAGUGCAAUUAAAAUUUUUAAAAGACAUUUCAUUUUGUUUCAUUUUUGUGCUAUAGAAAAAAAAAAAAAGAAAGAAAAAAAACCUGUUUGAAAUGGCAAACUUAAUCUUCUGUGGAGUGCUGACUUGUCUGUCGA
Messenger RNA from Carassius carassius (crucian carp), 2147 nucleotides. RefSeq names its product myocyte-specific enhancer factor 2A-like. The record is from RefSeq and is a predicted model, not a curated record. The transcript has 11 exons. Lineage: Eukaryota; Metazoa; Chordata; Actinopteri; Cypriniformes; Cyprinidae. Gene Ontology annotation, molecular function: DNA-binding transcription factor activity, RNA polymerase II-specific; RNA polymerase II cis-regulatory region sequence-specific DNA binding; protein dimerization activity. Gene Ontology annotation, biological process: cell differentiation; positive regulation of transcription by RNA polymerase II; heart development. The coding region runs from base 305 to 1681 and encodes 458 amino acids.